This is a messenger RNA of Ochotona curzoniae (black-lipped pika), 1604 nucleotides long. RefSeq names its product RNA binding motif protein 43 (gene RBM43). NCBI's taxonomy places the organism in Eukaryota, Metazoa, Chordata, Mammalia, Lagomorpha, Ochotonidae. The transcript is spliced from 4 exons. Bases 1 to 1338 code for a protein of 445 amino acids. The record is from RefSeq and is a predicted model, not a curated record.
AUGGGAGCUCCCACUUGGAGGACACGAGGUUACAGGGUGGGUGGAAGUACCACCCUUUUGUCUCCAAGGGAGCGGGCAUUGGAAAACCGAAACCAAAAGUUAGUUGCUAGCUCAACUCCUGUCCCGCCGCCCGCGCUGCCGCCACGUUUGGGCUUUCCGCCGGCCGCCGAUCGCGCGUCGCUGCUCCACCAUGGCGAGUCGUCUUUGCUUUGGGCUUUGAGGAGCAGGAUACCUGGGUACCAUCGGCCCGGCCCUCUGGCAGGGAGGGCAUCUGCUGCGGGGCAGGCCCGGGCAUCAUUUUCAAAUGUCAAGGCAUCUAAAACUUCAAAAAGAGCAGUAGUAGUUGCUGGGCUUCCAACUGAUCUGUGCAGUGAUCAACUAUUGGCCACAUUAGUUAAGAGUCACUAUCAGGAUGAUGAUGGAGCUGUUGAAGAUGUGCUAUAUCCAACAAGAGCUAAGGGAGUUGCAUAUCGAAUAGUCAAAGAAAAAAGAGAUGCAGAGAAAGACAUCAGACAAAAGAAACACUGUCUGGACAUGAUUGGAGGUGCUCAACUCACAGUUUCUCACUUUAGUGAUAUGGUCUUCAACUCUGUAACUGCUCUCUUGGAUCUUUCUGUUUUUGGGAGUAAUGUUGUUCUAGAAAAUCUGAUAGGGAGCUUGCAAGAGAAGAUCCCGGCUUUAAGCUUCAGCAGCCUGGAUUCCAAUGGAAGAGUAUUUGUGGCAGGUUCCUUUUCAGCUCUCAAGAGGCUCAGAGAAUCUUUACUGUUGAAAGCAAAUUCUCUUUUAGGAAACACCAGGGAUUUUGUCAGUGAGAGGAAAAAGGGGACUAGACAAAGCUUCCCAAAGGGACUGCCAAGAAGUGGUGACUCUAUAGGAUUGCCUGGGACGCUAGGAUCUAAUGUUACUGGACACGAAGAAACAGUUGUGCUUGAUACAGAUGUUUUCCUUUAUCUGAAAAAGAAGUGCAGAGUGUAUGAAGAAUCAUUGGAUACAUUCCAUGUUCUGAGUCAGGAGAGAGUGGAUGGGGACAUUACCACCAUCAGUUUAAAGCAUGCUCAAGUUGAUUCUCAUCGAGACAGUGUAAGACAUGUAAAACAGAUUGUUGAGGAGCUGUCUCAAUCCCUGCAGUGUCAGCUUAGAAAAGAGACACUUCUUUUGGAAGGAAAGAACAAGACAGAGAAGGCAAACAUUAUAAGGGUGUGUAAACAGCUACAGCCCAGAUACCAGGAGAUCCUGAUAAAUUCUUUUAAGACACACAUUGAUAUUAUAGGAUCUUCUACUGACAUCUACCUAUUUACAAAGGAAGUGAUGGAAUUAAUACAGCAAAAAAUUCCUUAAAUCUUCAGCAACAGAAGGGGUAACUGUGGCUUUCGCCUUCUGAAUGUUGACUCUGCCAUAUUCGAGCAAGCUCGACAUGCCUGAUCUUGUGCUAUUAUAUAAGCAUGCCUCACCAUGAGCAUUGCCAUCUCCAUAGUAUAGGGAAGAAGGUAGGAUUUGGAGAAAUUAAAACUCUUCAUUUGCCUAGUUAUUCAUUGCCAACACUCACUGGGGUAGUUGAUUGAUUUAUUCUGUCCUCUGUCCUCUGUUGUGAACCAGGUGUCCUC